CUUUUCAUCAAACCCAUCAACCGCAAAUAUGGGAAAGGUCCACGGUUCCCUCGCUCGUGCCGGAAAGGUCAAGUCUCAGACCCCCAAGGUUGAGCCCCAGGAGAAGAAGAAGACCCCCAAGGGCCGCGCCAAGAAGAGGCUCACUUACACCCGCCGCUUCGUGAACGUCACCAUGACCGGUGGCAAGAGGAAGAUGAACCCCAACCCAACCGCAUAAGCAACUCCGUAACAGGAACGUGUUGGGAACGAGCACGACGAGCUAAGGAUUUUUGUCAUGGAUUAGGUUUCCGGGGGAUGGCUAUGACUCUGGAUCAGAGAGAGCGGGAACCGCGGAUGAGAUGGACGUUGCUACGGCACGUACACUCGCAGCAACGAGAUCCCGCACUUUGGGAUGAUGGGGGCAUAUUCAUGGCGUACAUGUACAUUCGGCUUUUUGCACGGCUGCAUCACGAAUCUAUCGGC
Messenger RNA from Dothidotthia symphoricarpi CBS 119687, 462 nucleotides. Its product is annotated as 40S ribosomal protein S30. Gene Ontology annotation, biological process: translation. The transcript is spliced from 4 exons. Bases 29 to 217 code for a protein of 62 amino acids. The record is from RefSeq and is a predicted model, not a curated record. Lineage: Eukaryota; Fungi; Ascomycota; Dothideomycetes; Pleosporales; Dothidotthiaceae. Gene Ontology annotation, molecular function: structural constituent of ribosome. Gene Ontology annotation, cellular component: ribosome; cytosolic small ribosomal subunit.